GUUACAGUAUUCCAGCAGCCUCAUUACCUCGCGAAUUUCGUUCAAGCAACAUUUAAUGCCCUUCCAGCUGACCAAGUAAAAGGUGCCACCAUUGUUGUCUCCGGCGAUGGGCGCUAUUUCUCAAAGGAUGCUGUUCAGAUCAUUGCAAAAAUGGCUGCUGCUAAUGGAGUAAGACGUGUCUGGGUUGGACAAGACAGUCUCUUGUCAACUCCAGCUGUAUCUGCUAUCAUCCGUGAAAGAAUUUCUGCAGAUGGCGCAAAGGCUACUGGUGCCUUCAUUUUAACAGCCAGCCACAACCCAGGUGGUCCAACCGAGGACUUUGGAAUCAAAUACAACAUGGGGAAUGGUGGACCCGCCCCUGAGUCUGUUACCGAUAAGAUCUUCUCUAAUACAAAGACAAUUACUGAAUACCUCAUUGCGGAGGACCUUCCAAAUGUCGAUAUUUCUGUGACAGGUGUCACUUCCUUCACUGGACCUGAAGGACCUUUUGAUGUCGAUGUCUUUGACUCUGCUACAGAUUACAUCAAGCUAAUGAAGACAAUCUUUGACUUUGAGUCUAUUAAAAAGCUUCUGGCAUCUCCAAAGUUCUCGUUCUGUUUUGAUGGCCUUCACGGUGUUGCUGGAGCUUAUGCAAAGCGCAUGUUUGUGGAUGAGCUCGGCGCCAGUGAAAGCUCACUGUUGAACUGUGUUCCAAAGGAAGACUUUGGAGGUGGUCAUCCUGACCCUAACCUCACCUAUGCAAAAGAACUGGUUGAGCGGAUGGGUCUUGGGAAAACCUCAAACGCUGACCCCCCUGAAUUUGGUGCGGCAGCUGAUGGAGAUGCUGACCGUAACAUGGUUCUGGGUAAACGAUUCUUCGUGACACCAUCAGAUUCGGUUGCCAUUAUCGCAGCCAAUGCUGUUCAAUCAAUUCCUUACUUCGCUUCUGGCCUGAAGGGAGUUGCCAGGAGCAUGCCAACAUCAGCUGCACUUGAUGUAGUUGCAAAGAAUCUAAAUCUCAAGUUCUUUGAGGUGCCUACUGGGUGGAAAUUUUUUGGAAACCUGAUGGAUGCUGGAAUGUGCUCAGUUUGUGGUGAAGAAAGCUUUGGCACGGGUUCUGACCACAUCCGUGAAAAGGAUGGUAUUUGGGCUGUUCUAGCUUGGCUAUCUAUUCUAGCUUACAAGAACAAGGACAACCUUGGAGGAGAUAAGCUUGUUACGGUUGAAGACAUUGUUCUUCAGCACUGGGCUACUUAUGGUCGCCAUUAUUAUACACGAUAUGACUAUGAGAAUGUUGAUGCAGAAGCUGCCAAGGAACUUAUGGCUAACCUAGUAAAGAUGCAGUCGUCCCUGUCUGACGUUAACAAGUCGAUCAAGGAGAUCCAGCCUACUGUUGCAGAUGUGGUUUCGGCUGAUGAGUUUGAGUACAAGGACCCUGUUGAUGGUUCUGUCUCCAAGCAUCAGGGUAUCCGGUAUCUCUUUGGAGAUGGUUCCCGACUGGUGUUCCGCCUUUCUGGAACUGGUUCAGUUGGUGCUACUAUCCGUAUUUACAUUGAGCAGUAUGAGAAGGAUUCUUCCAAAACCGGGAGGGAGUCGAGCGAUGCUCUUUCUCCACUGGUUGACGUGGCCCUGAAGCUUUCGAAGAUCCAGGAGUACACCGGCCGAUCUGCCCCCACGGUGAUCACAUAAAUUUUGACCUAGAUAUGCGCCGAGGCCGCGUAUGAAGUUCAGUUCUGGCCUCCUGUUCGAUAGCUUUUUUUUUACAUCUCCCUUGCACCUGAAUAAAUGUAUGUGCCAGACCGUCCUUGUUUCGUUGCCUAUACUGCAUACUCUGCUGCUGGUACAGACGUACAGUGUAUGGCAGUAAUCUUGUCGCAGUGAUUGUAAUCAAGAGUGUGCUUCUUCAUGCAAUAUAUUGACGUGUUUCUUUUU
Molecule: messenger RNA, 1911 nt
Organism: Triticum urartu
Lineage: Eukaryota; Viridiplantae; Streptophyta; Magnoliopsida; Poales; Poaceae
Source: RefSeq, a predicted model, not a curated record